Molecule: messenger RNA, 498 nt
Organism: Solanum verrucosum
Lineage: Eukaryota; Viridiplantae; Streptophyta; Magnoliopsida; Solanales; Solanaceae
Exons: 2
Coding region: 1-498 (165 amino acids)
Source: RefSeq, a predicted model, not a curated record
AUGGCCAUUGAUAUUUGUGCUGAUCAUCCUAGUGCUUUUUGGAAUCGGAAAAAGCAUAUUGUAACUCUUCCAUAUGAAGAUGAUUUCUCUGAAGAAAAUAUCCCUACCAAAUCACGUCCUUGUCAGAUGAAUACCGAAUUGGUCGAAUUCUGCAAAAAGGAAAUUGAUAAUUUUUUGCAAAAGGGUUUAAUAAAAUCUUCCAAGUCACCCUGGUCUUGUACUGCAUUUUAUGUUAAUAACGCAGCAGAAAAAGAACGAGGCGUUCCCAGAAUGGAUCCUCCUUGGAUAACCAAGGCUAGAGGAAGGGGUAGUUAUACUCGCGGAAGGGGAAGAUUAUCCUCCUCAAAAACAUCAGAAUCGUCAUACGGAUCAUCAUCUAGCUCUCCAAUUAUACAAAGGGGAGGAAUGAGCUUGGUAAAACUAACAAGUUCUUCAAGAGAAGCUACUUCUUCGAUACAUCUGGAUGAUAUUCCAGAGAAUAAUCCAUUAUACGCCUAA